AUGGUGCGCAUAAAAGAACGAUAUCUUCUUGUCAACAUCAUAUACGCGCCUGAUCCUGCGAAACCUAAUCUUCCGGAUCUCGUGGUGCGGCAUCAGCCUACCAUUGAGAAACUCACGCCUCAGGCUUUGCUCAAGGGGAUUAGGACUGAGAUCGCGUCGUUGUUUGGCGACUAUGGAUCUGGAGCAUUGGGCAAUAUUUCAGUGAAAUAUCUGUCUCUGGCUACAUCUACCUUUAUCCUCAGAUGCUCGAGAGCCCACUACCAGAUGCUCUGGUCUGCCUUGACCUUUAUGGAUCACGUCCCUGUCAGGGACGGCAGACCAUGCAUAUUUCGCGUCGUACGAGUCAGUGGAACCAUCCGCAAGGCUGAGGAAGAAGCCAUUCGCCAAGCAAAGAAGCUCAUUCUCGCGGCAAAAGAGGAACCCGGCACAAAAAAAGAAAUGGUCCUCGACAUCACUGACGACUCUGGCGACGAGUCCAUGGACGACGCAGAUGGUUGA
Fusarium vanettenii 77-13-4 is the source of this 498-nucleotide messenger RNA. RefSeq lists its product as uncharacterized. Gene Ontology annotation, biological process: tRNA 5'-leader removal. The record is from RefSeq and is a predicted model, not a curated record. The transcript is spliced from 3 exons. Gene Ontology annotation, molecular function: ribonuclease P RNA binding. The coding region runs from base 1 to 498 and encodes 165 amino acids. Lineage: Eukaryota; Fungi; Ascomycota; Sordariomycetes; Hypocreales; Nectriaceae. Gene Ontology annotation, cellular component: ribonuclease P complex.